AUGCAUUCCGCCGUGAUAAUCAGGCUUUUAGGCCUCAUUGGCAUCGCCAAUGCCGCUUGUCCUUAUAUGACAGGUGAAGCACCCGACCAUGGACUCCACCGUCGCGAUGAAGGAGAAGCCUCUACCGAUACAGAGGACUUUCUCUCCCAAUUCUACCUAAAUGAUGAAGAUGCGUUCAUGACGUCCGAUGUGGGAGGACCGAUCGCAGAUCAAAAUAGUCUCAGUGCUGGUGAACGGGGACCAACACUACUUGAAGAUUUUAUUUUCCGUCAAAAGAUCCAGCGAUUUGAUCAUGAAAGAGUCCCAGAACGUGCUGUUCAUGCCCGCGGAGUUGGCGCACACGGCGUCUUCACCUCCUAUGGCGAUUGGUCGAAUAUAACAGCUGCGUCGUUCCUCGGAGCAAAGGAUAAAGAGACUCCGAUGUUUGUACGCUUCUCAACCGUGGCCGGUAGUCGCGGAAGUGCCGAUACAGCACGGGACGUGCAUGGGUUCGCAACACGAUUCUAUACCGACGAAGGGAAUUUCGAUAUCGUCGGAAACAAUAUCCCUGUUUUCUUCAUUCAGGAUGCUAUCCUCUUCCCUGACUUAAUUCACGCUGUUAAGCCUCGUGGUGAUAAUGAGAUCCCUCAGGCUGCUACUGCUCAUGAUUCGGCUUGGGACUUUUUCAGUCAGCAGCCCAGUGCCUUGCAUACCCUCAUGUGGGCGAUGGCUGGUCAUGGUAUUCCACGAUCUUUCCGCCAUGUCGAUGGUUUUGGUGUGCACACUUAUCGCUUUGUCACUGAUAAUGGUGCCUCGAAGCUGGUCAAGUUCCAUUGGAAGACGCUUCAGGGCAAGGCUAGCUUUGUAUGGGAAGAGGCGCAGCAGACUGCGGGUAAGAAUGCGGAUUUUAUUCGUCAGGAUCUGUGGGAUGCUAUUGAAGCAGGGAGGUAUCCUGAAUGGGAGCUGGGUGUCCAAAUUAUGGACGAGGAUGACCAACUGCGAUUCGGAUUUGAUCUUCUCGAUCCAACAAAGAUCGUUCCUGAAGAAUAUGUCCCCAUCACACCUUUGGGCAAGAUGCAGUUGAACCGUAAUCCGAAGAACUACUUUGCAGAGACUGAGCAGGUCAUGUUCCAACCCGGUCACAUAGUCCGCGGCGUCGAUUUCACCGAAGACCCCCUUCUGCAAGGCCGUAUCUUCUCAUACCUUGACACUCAACUCAACCGGCACGGCGGUCCCAACUUCGAGCAACUCCCAAUUAACCGACCUCGCGUACCAAUUCACAAUAACAACCGUGACGGCGCAGGACAGAUGUACAUCCCACUAAACUCAGAUGCAUACUCACCAAAUACUCUGAACAAUGGCUCCCCCAAACAAGCAAACCAAACCACUGGCGACGGUUUCUUCACUACACCAGGCCGAACCACAAGUGGUAAGCUGGUGCGCAGCGUCAGCUCAACUUUCUCGGAUGUUUGGUCUCAGCCACGACUAUUCUGGAACUCGCUCGUUGACACGGAAAGGCAAUUCGUUGUCGACGCAAUGCGUUUCGAGACUUCCAAUGUUGCUAGCUCCAUCGUGCGGAAUAAUGUUAUUAUUCAACUCAAUCGUAUCAGUCACGAUCUUGCUCGACGAGUCGCUGCUGCGAUUGGUGCUGAUGUACCCGCGCCUGAUAAGACAUAUUAUCAUCAUAAUACGACGACUGGUGUUGGGGCUUUUGGGCAGAAGCUACUCAAGAUUGAGGGGUUGAAGGUUGGACUCCUUGCUUCUGUUCAGAACAGUUCGUCAAUUGCGCAGGGCGCGACGCUGCAGAGUCAGCUUAGCUCUGUUGGCGUGGAUGUUUCGGUCGUUGCGGAGAGAUUGGCAGAUGGUGUGAAUCAGACGUACUCUGGAUCGGAUGCGACGAACUUUGAUGCUGUUGUUGUGGCGGAUGGAGCGGAGGCACUGUUUAAUUAUCGGUCUUCUGUUAAAGUUCAGAAUGUGACAUCGGGUGUCACAACACUCUAUCCUGCUGGACGUCCGUUGGAUAUUCUGGUUGAUGCAUUCAGGUUUGGAAAGCCAGUUGGUGGACUUGGAACCGGGUCUAUCGCGUUGAAAGCUGCGCAGAUCUCGAGUGAUCGCCAGGGAGUUUAUGUUGGAAAGGAGGUGGAUCAUGACUUUGCCAAAGGUGUGAAGGAUGGAUUGCGAACGUUCAAGUUCUUGGAUCGGUUCGCGUUGGAUGAGUGA
Penicillium malachiteum is the source of this 2199-nucleotide messenger RNA. It is a transcript of the gene cat1, whose product is annotated as catalase catB. The transcript is spliced from 5 exons. Gene Ontology annotation, biological process: hydrogen peroxide catabolic process; response to oxidative stress. Gene Ontology annotation, cellular component: cytosol. The record is from RefSeq and is a predicted model, not a curated record. Bases 1 to 2199 code for a protein of 732 amino acids. Lineage: Eukaryota; Fungi; Ascomycota; Eurotiomycetes; Eurotiales; Aspergillaceae. Gene Ontology annotation, molecular function: catalase activity; heme binding.